AAAUGCUCUUCAUUGCCAUGUGUACUUUGGGCGCCAUUGCCUCUCCUCAUGGCAACAAUGGCAACGGAAGAGAUCUUCAAAUCGAGGAAGGUGUCUUUGUGGUACCUCAGGCUAAAGUUGAAGCUUACCAUCCACGAGGGCUGAGGGUGUCGAUUCCGCACCAAGAAGGAAUUGAACUUUUUGCCUUUCAUGGUUCUGUGAAUAAACCCAUGGUUGGCUUGGAAGCUGGUCAACUGUCCAGGGAUAUUACUGCAGAGAGAAAUGGAUACUGGUCAUUCUACGAUCCUCAAGUGAAGUUAAAAGUAGGGGAUGUUUUGAAUUAUUGGUUAUUUGUGCAAAAGGAUAAAUUGGGCUACAGGAAGGAUGACCAGAGCUUCGUAGUUCGGGAAUUACUGGAUGCUCAAAAUCCGGAACCAACAUUAGUCGAAGAAAAACCAAAGCAAAAUGGUGCAACUCCAGCUAACGUUGUCGAAGUACAUUGUGAUCCCAGAGAAAUGACAAUGCUUUAUAUACAAGUGAAUCACACAAAGAGUGAGUUGCAAAUUUUAGAAAAUGAUGUUAAAAGAUUAACUAAAGAGUUGGAAGGCUUACGAGAAAUUCAAACCGAAUUGCUAACAGAACUAAAUAGUACAGAUAGUAAUAUGCUGUUACUUACUGGAGGAUCUCCUUUGGAUAUAGAUCCAUUGAAUGCCGUAGUUUUGGUAAUCAGAGAGAAGCUUCUAUUUUCUCAAGAUACAAUAGUUGUAACAAAUGCUUCAAGGCUAGGUGAUGGGUCCAUAUGGUUUACAGUAAACUCAUUUGAGCAAAAAAUGAAACUUCUUGCCAGAUCGAGAAGCCGUCUGGCAAAUUCUAAGUUGAAGAUUGAAAGUUAUAAUCCAACUGAGGAAAUACAUCAUUUAGAUCUAAGAUUUCCCUCGGAUGAUGCACAUGCAGAACGUUGAUCAUGAGAAAAAAUCUUCGAGAGAUGAUGAUUGAUUAAGAAGUUUAGUUUUUGAAAUAUAGGGUUAUAAUUAAUUUGGAUCGAAAUUAGAUUCAGAGACAUCUGCGCUUUAAUAACAUGGUAUUUGGCAGUUGUCAGUAUAUAUUUUGAUUAUUUUAUUGCAGAAAAUCGUUUCGCAUUCGAAAACUGGUGGUGCUUCUAGUAAUUUUAUGGUUUGUUUUGUACCAGGAUAUCACCAUAAAAUUAUGAUCUUUUUUAUAUAUUUCUUCACAAAUUCAUUUUUUAUUGAAACACUUAUUUUAUUGCUAA
Ctenocephalides felis (cat flea) is the source of this 1249-nucleotide messenger RNA. RefSeq lists its product as uncharacterized. The transcript has 4 exons. Lineage: Eukaryota; Metazoa; Arthropoda; Insecta; Siphonaptera; Pulicidae. The coding region runs from base 3 to 941 and encodes 312 amino acids. The record is from RefSeq and is a predicted model, not a curated record. Gene Ontology annotation, molecular function: carbohydrate binding.